Molecule: messenger RNA, 3224 nt
Organism: Apis florea (little honeybee)
Lineage: Eukaryota; Metazoa; Arthropoda; Insecta; Hymenoptera; Apidae
Gene: Gprk1
Product: G protein-coupled receptor kinase 1
Biological process (GO): regulation of signal transduction; protein phosphorylation; G protein-coupled receptor signaling pathway
Molecular function (GO): ATP binding; G protein-coupled receptor kinase activity; G protein-coupled receptor binding
Source: RefSeq, a predicted model, not a curated record
GCGCGCGGGCUCGAGGCUUUCGAGCUCGGUAGCUGUCAGUCGGUAAGGAGUAGAGUUCCCCGUAUAAGUUUAUGCGUAUUAGUUGUGAAUGAUCGCGUGCAAAUUCGCGUCAGUUUGCACGUUUUUCAUUCGUUCUCGUCGGUUAAAAUAUUCGCCACGAAUAUGUUGAAGAUCGAUGUUACGUCGCCCGCGUGAACGGUAAACAGUUGCGCGGGUGAGUGUGUUGUGUUCCAAGGGAGUGUCGUUAACCUCGCGUCGAGCUCGAAGAGUCGAGAUUCCCUCGCUGGAAAUCGCGCGCAGAUCCUGAACGAAGCUGUCAAUCUCGCGAACAUCGGUGCACGACGGUCGUUCGAUCAGAAUGUCGGCGUCGGCCGCAUCGUUCCCGGCGUCGCGACAGUGAGAACAACAGAUCCGGCCAGUGAACCAAGUGUCGACGAGGAAACAGCUCCAGGGUGAGCCGUUUUUCACGUUCAGAAAUUUAGAGACCACCGAGGAAAAUGGCGGACCUCGAGGCGGUGCUGGCCGACGUCAGCUACUUGAUGGCUAUGGAGAAGAGCAAAAGCACACCGGCCGCUCGUGCAAGCAAGAAAAUCAUUUUGCCCGAUCCCAGUGUGAGAAGCGUAAUGCACAAAUAUCUGGAAAAGAAGAAGGAAGUUAACUUCGAUAAAAUAUUCAAUCAAAUGUUUGGUGAGCAAUUUUCAAGUAUACUUUGUUAUCAUUUCUCCGUUCCUCUAAGUAUAGAAUACUCGUCGGAAGCGGUGUCCCACGUUCACAAAUAUCUUAUGAAAAACGAGGUUCCCGUUAAUUUGUUCGAGCCGUAUAUCGAGGAGAUUUUUAAUCACUUGAGAGCGGAACCGUUCAAAAAGUUUCUCGAGAGCGAGAAGUACACGCGAUUUUGUCAAUGGAAAAACCUAGAAUUGAACAUGCAGCUGACGAUGAACGACUUCAGUGUGCAUCGAAUAAUAGGAAGAGGCGGUUUUGGAGAAGUUUACGGGUGUCGAAAAGCGGACACGGGAAAAAUGUACGCGAUGAAAUGCCUUGACAAGAAACGAAUAAAAAUGAAGCAAGGCGAAACUUUAGCGCUCAACGAAAGGAUAAUGCUUUCGGCAGUCAGUACUGGAGUCGAUUGUCCGUUUAUAGUGUGCAUGACGUACGCCUUCCAAACGCCGGACAAACUGUGUUUCAUUCUGGAUCUGAUGAACGGUGGCGAUCUUCAUUACCAUCUAAGCCAGCACGGAGUGUUCAACGAGCGAGAGAUGAAGUUUUACGCGGCAGAAGUAAUAUUGGGAUUGGAACACAUGCACCGUAGAUACAUCGUUUACCGAGACUUGAAGCCGGCCAAUAUCCUUCUGGACGAGCAUGGCCACGUCAGAAUAUCGGAUUUGGGAUUGGCUUGCGAUUUCUCCAAAAAACCGCACGCAAGCGUAGGAACGCACGGAUAUAUGGCACCGGAAGUGCUUUCGAAAGGUGUAACCUACGAUUCCAGCGCCGAUUGGUUCUCGUUCGGUUGUAUGCUGCAUAAAUUGUUGAAGGGUCAUAGUCCAUUCAGACAACAUAAAACUAAAGACAAACAUGAAAUAGAUCAUAUGACAUUAACCAAGAACGUAGAACUGCCAGAAACGUUCUCACGAGAAUUGCGUUCAUUGCUGGAAGGUCUGCUACAACGAGAUAUCAACAACAGACUUGGAUGUCGAGGUGCAGGUGCGGACGAGUUAAAAGAACACCCGUUUUUCAGUGGUAUCGAUUGGCAACAAGUUUAUCUCCAGAAAUACACGCCACCGCUUAUACCGCCGCGCGGCGAGGUGAACGCCGCAGAUGCCUUCGAUAUCGGUUCCUUCGACGAGGAAGACACUAAGGGUAUCAAAUUGACGGAUGCGGAUCAAGAACUGUACAAAAAUUUCCCUUUAACCAUCUCGGAGAGAUGGCAGGCCGAGGUAGCCGAAACUGUGUUCGAGACAAUCAAUAACGAGGCGGACAAGUUGGAAAAUAAGAAAAAAGCUAAACAGAAACAGCGAUUCGACGCGGAUGAAAAAGGAUCUGAUUGCAUUUUACACGGUUAUAUUAAAAAAUUGGGUGGUCCUUUCGCGAGUGCGUGGCAAACGCGUUAUGCAAAACUGUAUCCUAAUAGAUUAGAAUUGCAUCCCGAGUCCACGACAAAGCCUGAACUUGUUUUUCUUGACCAGGUUGAGGAAGUUAGCGCGGAUUUUCAGCACGUGAAAGGGGAACAAUGUAUUGUCGUUCGUAUGAGAGACGCAAAAAUAGUACUUACAAAUCCAGAUGAGAUCAGUUUGAAAGAAUGGGCAUUGUCACUGAGAUCCGCGCAUAAAUGUUCAAUGGAAAUGCUGGGCAGUAUGGCAAAGAAAGCCGGUAAGAUUUAUGGGACUGAAAGAGACGCAGUAAUUCCGGCAAUGCAGCGCUCGACGAAUGGCAACUAGCCCUUUGCUAAUAUUUGUACAUCGUCAUCAUACUCCAGUCCCACUGCCCCCCAGCAGCAGCAGCAGCAGCAGCAACAGCAACAACAACAACAACAACUUUUUUUAUACUGAGAAUCAACGCAAGCAGAAGAAAUUCCAACGAUUGAACGAUCGAAUAAUUGGGAGGCGGUUUUUUUCUCCAGUCAGCAUCCCGGAACCAGAAAUAUUCAAGUCUCGAAACAGCUCCAAAGAAAAAACUCCCUUUGAACGGCGGGUAGUGUCACGCUGUAAUAGAGACUUUAGGAAGUAGAGUCGUACGAAACGUUACGUCAUUAUAUUUGUACGUUAGCUGUAUGUGCAAUGUGACGUAGGAACUAGCGACUGAACAAUGCCCAUCGACAUUCACGCGAGCACGCGCGCGCGCGACAGAGCACGCGUGUUCACGUAAAAAUCCACACGAGACACACAUGCAUGCACGCACACACGUACAUAUAUACACAAAAAAAAAAAACACGAAAAUGCAACCGGUAGUGUAUUAUUGUAAUAUCAAAUACGAAAUACGCCCAAAAUCCCGAUUAUACUUCUUCUACACACCCUUCUAUACCGCUCGUUUACUUAAUUUAUUUACUAAUGCAGAACGAUUUUAUAUUGUCGUUUUCGUAAAUGAUACACGCGCGCGAAUUCAUUUAUUUAUUGCGUUUAAGGAAUAAAAACAAAAAAGAGAAAAACUCGGACAGCUUGUACAUUGUCGACAACCAAUCGAAACUAGCUGUAAUUAAAAAAAGAAAAAAAGAAAAAGAAAAAAAAAGA